Molecule: messenger RNA, 933 nt
Organism: Ogataea philodendri
Lineage: Eukaryota; Fungi; Ascomycota; Pichiomycetes; Pichiales; Pichiaceae
Exons: 1
Coding region: 1-933 (310 amino acids)
Biological process (GO): protein deubiquitination; proteasome-mediated ubiquitin-dependent protein catabolic process
Cellular component (GO): proteasome regulatory particle, lid subcomplex
Molecular function (GO): proteasome binding; protein binding; metallopeptidase activity
Source: RefSeq, a predicted model, not a curated record
AUGGAAAGACUUCAAUCGUUGCUGGGAUCCAGAAUGGGAGGUCUUGGCGGUGCUCAGCAGGGCGACCAGCCGGCCAUCGACAAUGCGGAAACCGUGUAUAUCUCGUCGUUGGCGUUGCUCAAGAUGCUGAAGCACGGCCGUGCAGGUGUUCCUAUGGAAGUGAUGGGUCUCAUGCUGGGAGAUUUCAUUGACGAUUUCACAAUCCACGUGGUGGACGUGUUUGCGAUGCCCCAAUCGGGAACAGGUGUUUCUGUGGAGGCCGUGGACGACGUUUUCCAGACCAAGAUGAUGGACAUGCUCAAACAAACAGGCAGAGAUCAGAUGGUGGUGGGAUGGUACCACUCGCACCCGGGAUUCGGGUGCUGGCUGUCGUCUGUGGACGUGAACACACAGCAGUCGUUCGAGCAAUUGAACCCGCGCUCCGUUGCGGUUGUUAUAGACCCUAUCCAAUCCGUGAAAGGUAAGGUGGUGAUAGACGCAUUCAGAUCGAUCUCGUCGCAGACCUUGAUGUUGGGCCAGGAGCCAAGACAGACCACGUCCAACGUGGGUUUGCUAAACAAACCAACAAUCCAGGCAUUGAUCCACGGACUCAACAGAAACUACUAUUCGCUUAACAUCGACUACAGAAAAACCUCAAAGGAAACAGACAUGUUGUUGAACCUGCACAAGAAAGAGUGGACCUCCGGACUUAGAGUGCACGACUACAACGACAAACAGUGUAAAAACUUGGAAGGGUCCAAGAAAAUGGUUAAAAUUGCCCAGCAGUACGUGGAAAGAGUGGUGGAGGAAAAAGAAUUGUCUGAAGAACAGCUCAAGACAAGGUACGUUGGAAAACAGGAUCCAAAGAAACAUCUUGGCGAGACCGCAGAGUCUCUGAUUGAGGAGAAUACCGUUUCGAUCACCGCUGGAAAUGUGAAUAGAUUAGCCAUUUAA